Messenger RNA from Girardinichthys multiradiatus, 3407 nucleotides. It is a transcript of the gene hyal2b, whose product is annotated as hyaluronidase 2b. The transcript is spliced from 4 exons. The record is from RefSeq and is a predicted model, not a curated record. The coding region runs from base 195 to 1622 and encodes 475 amino acids. NCBI's taxonomy places the organism in Eukaryota, Metazoa, Chordata, Actinopteri, Cyprinodontiformes, Goodeidae. Gene Ontology annotation, biological process: hyaluronan catabolic process; carbohydrate metabolic process. Gene Ontology annotation, molecular function: hyaluronoglucuronidase activity; hyalurononglucosaminidase activity.
UACAGUCUCUCCCCAUUCCUCCUGCCCUCAUUCCUCUGGCAGACCUUUCUUUAAAUACUCGAAAUGGCUUGAACGGACUAUGCCUGCUGCUUCUCACAUGGCUAGGAGGAGGAAAGCUAACUUUUCAGACGUUUUCAUGGUUGGACUAAAUGAAAAGAGCAGAAACAGAGGAGUGAAGGUGAGCAGGGAACACCAUGGAGGCUGCAUUCCCCUCUUUCCCCACGCCAGCUGACCGGCUGACCUGGUUGUUCCUUGCUCUGUUUACAUCAUGGAUGGUCCUGGGUUCAGCAGACACAAAGCAGACAAGAUGGCCAUUAUACUCCCAGAAGCCAGUUCUUCUUGUGUGGAACGCUCCCACUCAGGAGUGUAGGACACGACGAGGUGUUACGUUAUCAUUAGACCAGUUCGACAUUGUGGCAACCCCCAAUGAGGGCUUUGUCCGACAGAAUCUCACAAUGUUCUAUAAGGAACGCCUAGGGCUUUAUCCCUAUUAUGAGGCUGACAGCACUGCGGUGAAUGGGGGCCUUCCACAGCUUGUCAGUCUCUCUCUGCACAAUGAAAGGAUGCCACAGGGUCUAGACAAAUACAUUCCAGACCAUCAGGCUAAAGGUCUGUCUGUCAUUGACUGGGAGGAGUGGCGCCCCUUGUGGAUCCGAAACUGGGAUGCCAAAGAUGUCUAUAGAAGGAUAUCACGGGAAUUGGUGGCCCAAAAGAACCCUAGGUGGACUCCAGAGCAAGUGGGGAAUGUUGCGAAGCAAGAAUUUGAGCUUUCGGCCCGCAAAUUCAUGCUGGAGACCCUGAGACAGGCCAAAAAUCUGAGGCCUAAUCAGUUGUGGGGUUUCUAUCUGUUUCCUGAUUGUUACAACCAUGACUACAAAGGCGGGCUAAAAAACUAUACAGGACGUUGCCCUGCUGUUGAGAUUGACCGCAAUGAUCAACUCAACUGGCUGUGGAUGGAAUGUACGGCCCUUUUUCCCUCGAUUUACAUGGGUUCUGUACUGCGCUCCACAAAACAUGGACGGUUGUUUGUCCGGAACAGGCUGAAGGAGGCGAUGCGCCUUGCAUCUGUUGGGGAUGGGUUGGAGCGUCCUGUUUUUGUGUAUACCCGACCCACUUACAAUAGCGAGAUGACCCUUUUAACUGAGACAGAUUUGGUCUCCACCAUUGGUGAGAGUGUUGCAAUUGGAGCAGCGGGUGUGAUCUUCUGGGGGGACACCUCCUAUGCAACCAGUACCAGCUGCUCUACCUUGAAUAGCUAUCUGCUGGGACCGCUGGGCCAUUACCUCCUCAAUGUGACCACAGCAGCGGAGCAGUGCAGUCAGAUGUUGUGCAAAUUCCGCGGCCGCUGUCUUCGCCGCACACCGGACAGCGACGUGUAUCUGCACCUCAGCCCCUCCACUCACAGGAUCACGAGUCAGAGCGGGAAGCUGAAGGUCACGGGAGCCCCCAGCCAAGCAGAGCUGAAGACUUUCCGCAUGCACUUCAAGUGCCAGUGCUACAGCGGGUACAGGGGUGAAGGCUGCGAGCAGAGAGAAAGAGGGCAGAAUAGAGCCCCCUCUGUCUUUGGGACCUGGCCUCUCUGCUUUCUGCUUCCACUCGGACUUCUCUCUGUGCUUCAUUGACGAAACCAAAUAGCCAAUUUAUUCAGUGCUUCUGCCAGCACUGAAAGGGAAAGUUUUGGUUUCCUGGCACGGAGAUUAAAAUGAGCUUUGUUGUGAAAGUCGCUUUAAGAGCAGCAGGUACUCGGUGCUGGAUUCAGAGAUUAACAUGGUAAAAGGUUUUUAUUUCAACACACAUUGUACUAAAACUACUCAGUGUUUUAUCUCGAAAAUGUUUUUUCUAUAUUUAUUUUAUGAUAAACAUAAUGGAUCAAUUACAGCCUUAAAAACUGGAAACCUGCAUUUAUGUCUAGCAUCAUAUAGCGUUGAAACAGUAUUUGUAUCGCAUAAAACCAUAAUUAUUAGGCGAAGACCUGAUGUAGCCUCCAUCUGUCAUGUUCAAGAAUCAACCUUUAUAUUGUAGUAGAGCCUUAAACAUAAAAUAUAAAGCAUUUUAAAAGAAUAGUAGGAAUCAUGAUGCCUAUUUUACCUUUACAGAAACAGUGUGGCUGGACCUUCCUGUUUCGCUUCCGUUUGUGCUACAACAGGCUCUAUUUUUAUAGCCGCAUUUUGUGCGAAUUUUUCAGCGGCGUUUGGCUUGGUGCACUGAUGCCUUUUUUCUUAUGUACUUCGCAGUCAGAUUAAAUAAAUUUGAAUAAUGUUGAAAAGUUUGUUUAUUUCAAUAAAUCAGUUCACAGUGACACACAUAGAUUAAUUAUACAUAGACUGAUGUUUUUCAAGCCUUUAUUUCUGUUAAUUAUGAUGAUUUUCCACUUAAAACACGACAUUUAAGAUUAGAAAAUGACAUCGAAGCAAUAAAAAAUAAACAUUUAUAAAAAAAUGAAAUGUAUGUUCAAUACCUGUUUAAAGGUAAUUUUUUAAAGAUACUUUAAAUCUGACAAACAAGCCUCAAAGAAACUUAUUUUAAUUUAUUGAAUAUGCCUAUAUAUAAAAAUGUGGCAGGAAUAUUGAAGAUGAGCAGAAACAGAUCAGUUUACACUUAUUUUAACUGUGAAAACUAGUUUCACCAAAAAAUGUAUCACUGGCAUUCAGGUAAUGUCACUUCUGCCUUUUUUUUUUUUUUUGCUUCCCUAUGAAAGGUUUUAGUUUUAUAUAUUUGCAUGCAAUGUAAAUAUUUAGGGCUGAUUUGAACUUGUUCCAGAUGAAAUUCACAUUGAAGCAGAAAUACUAAAGUAUACUUCUCAGACGUUUUAAAUCUCAUUUGAAGCUGUAGCUUCUUUUAAACCAAUUUAUAAACUUGUUUUUUGAAAAUCAUCACGAUCAAAACCAGAUUAGCUGACUGAACAGUUUCAUAUCUCUAUACUGACUGGUCUCAAUAGUUCAAUGCGCAGAAAGGUUUGCAAUAGUCUUUCGUAUGUGUCGCCAUUUUAAAAAAAUUUGCACUUUAAGUACUUUUUUCUUGGUAGAUUAAGCUUCACUAUGCAUUUCUAUUUGUUAAAAGUUGUCUUUUCUUAGCAUAUGGCAGCCUGUAAGCCUUCUGUCAGUGCAGAGCAGUACAAAAUGUUUCAACCAUGAUUGUUCCUUGUUUGAAUUAUAUUCCACUGUGUAUGUUGUCCAAAGAAACUAAUCUGUGAUUGUCGCUCAUUCCUUUGCAUUUCUCCCGUAUUGCUUUAGGGGACAUAGGUACAAUUUUGAACAUGAUUUCCUCUGUGCCACUCUGUUUUAUAAGCGGCUUUGUCUCAGUAUUUAUAAGACUUACUAGAAAUGUAAAAUCUCUAUUUUCCCAAAAUGUACUGCUGUUUUUGUUUUAUUGUCUGCCAAAAUAAAAACAAAGUUAUGUAUCUUGAA